Molecule: messenger RNA, 4621 nt
Organism: Plectropomus leopardus (leopard coralgrouper)
Lineage: Eukaryota; Metazoa; Chordata; Actinopteri; Perciformes; Serranidae
Gene: clspn
Product: claspin
Biological process (GO): activation of protein kinase activity; mitotic G2 DNA damage checkpoint signaling; mitotic DNA replication checkpoint signaling
Molecular function (GO): anaphase-promoting complex binding
Source: RefSeq, a predicted model, not a curated record
AAAUGUGCUUCAAAAGUGUAAUAUAGCUCUUGUCACGCAGACAUUUGCUUUUUUGACGUCCGUUGUUGCUUCAGAGACUCGACGAAGCGUCGUCUCCGCCGGAGUGUUUUACAAAAAAGAGCGUAAAGUAGCCGGCGGACAAAGAUGAGCCUGGUCGUUUCUCAACAACAGGCUGAGGGGCUCCCAGCUGUGGCCCAAACAGCAACAGAGAGUGAUUCAGACAGCGGGAUGGGCUCUCCAGCAGAGGAGCUGGUGAUGGAGACAGCCAACAAAAGAGACGAGCUUCCAGAUUCUGACGACGAUGAAGAUAUCACCGUCCACAGAAAGCCUCAUCGUAACGCCAUCCGAGACAGUGACAGCGAGGAAGAGGAGGCAGCUGCAGAGAGCAGCAUCCACAUGGCUGAAGCACUGGCCCUCUCUGCUUCCAGCGGAGAGGAGAUGGAGACGGAAGAGAGGGAGGAGAGGAAAGAGAGAGGGACGCAGAAGAGCAAGAGAAUAAGCCGUGCUCCCAUUGAUAGUGACGACAGCGAGCCUGAGCAAGAGCGACACGGAGAAACGGAGGAGCAACAGGAGGAGGUGAGGAAGAAAGGGAAAUCGAUGAAGGAAUGGAAGAAGAGAGAGAAGAGUCAGAGGCACCGGGAGAAAAAGGAGAAGCGGAGCAAAGCGGUGGAAAAACUGAAAAAGAAGGAGAGAUUAUCUGAGGUGAAUGAGAACACGCCUCCCUCCCGGGGUCUGAAUGACAGUGGAUGUCCACUGGGCAACACAGACCUGUUUGACACUGGUUUGGAUGAUGAGGAGGAAGAGGAGGAGGAGGAGUCUCUGGAGGCCAUCCGAGCUGCUGUCAAGCAAAAGAUGAAAAAACAUAAGGAUCCUCUCCUGGAUGAGGAGGAGGAGGAGGAUGAAAAUGCACCGGAGAAACCCCAGCGUGCGGAGAGGAAAGCUGCACGUGCCAGCAAAGAGGCAAUGAAGCAGCUCCACAGUGAAUCUCAGAGGCUGGUCAGAGAGUCCACUCUCGGCCUGCCGUAUCACAUCCCUGAGCCGAAGACCAUCGACCAGUUCUUUAAGAAGAGAGCCAGGCCGCAGGGUCCUGCCAUGGCGUUGUUGAAGUCUACAAAGUAUUCCGCCAUGAUGUUGGAGACACCAUCAGCUCCUCCUCCACCUCCCACAAACCCAUCCAGAGAGCCUCCGCAGCCAUCCACAGAGCAGGACUCUUCUCCCUCUCUAGAUCUAUCUUCCACUCAGAUCCAGCCCAUUCCUCAUCCUGCCGCCACCUCGUCCCCGCAGCAGGAGAGCCUCAGCCAGGACAGAGAGGCAUCAGCAAGCCAAGAUCCUGACCAGGAAUCUGGACCGAUGCUUUACCUCUCUGAGAGUCUGCAGGAGUCACUCACAACAGAUGAAGCGGUGAGACCUGCCUCUGACUCUGCAGAAGAGGCAGCUCCUGCAUCGUCAGAACAAAGCCAGGCUGCAGUAAUGUCUGACGCCAUGCAAACAGACUCUGAGGCUUUGGUGGAGCCUGUAGCCGCUCAGCGUGGGAGCGCUGAGCCUUCAGCACCGCAGCCAACCAAACCCAAGAAGGACAAAUUGGCCAGACUGAAGGAGCUCGGACUGGACCCCCCACCUGUCGCCAAAUUAUGUCCAGACGACGGAGCUUUUGUUCAGCUCGAGCCUCCACAGCUCAACUCAGGUGUGGAGGCGCUGAAGGAACGCUACCUCCGUCAUGUCAAAGCUCCCGUACGACCUCAAGGAGAGCGUACAAUGCAGCUCAACAUCGUCCGCAAAGACAGCGCCCCAUCCGGCCAGGAGGAGUUGCACACAGAUUCGGUCACUGUCACAGUUAAAGAGGGAGCAGAAGAGCCUGUAGCAACCAAACCAGGAGAAAAGCUGCUGACUCUGAAGCAGCGCCUGCAGCUCGCCAUGGCCCAGAGGAGACAGGAGGAGCGGGCACGCAAGGCCGAGCUGAAUCGCCUCGACAAUGAAGACUGUGGCGAGGAGGAAGAGGAGGAGGAGGAGAUGACUGAUGAAUCUGAUGAAGAGAAUGUAGAUGACUUACUGGGAGGUGACGAUGGUGAGGAGGAAGAGAAGGAGCAUGAAGAUGAAGAGGGCAGUGUGGUCCAGAGUAUCAGGAGCCCUUCUCCUGCGGCUCUGAACGGACCCUCACCAACUCCGGACCUAAUCAACACAGACGGCACACUCAUGCUGUUCCCCGGCAACUCCUGCUCUCGCACCGGUGAUGGUGUAAGAAGAUCUGGUCCUUCUGGUCAGGACAGCAGCAACAAGAUGGAAGAGGACGACUCUCUGUCCCUGGUGAAGGACAACAGCCACAACAGCAGCUUUGAGCUUGCAGGAUCUAUGAUAACCUCGUACCAGCCUGUCUGUCCUCAGCGCUCCGCAGGACGGAGCAUCUCCAACUCUUCCAUGUUUCGCUCUCCGUCUCCCUGCCUCUUCCGGCCCAGCUUCCUCGGCUCUGCCUCAAAGAGUUCAGGCAAACUCUCAGAGCCCUCUCUCUGCCUCCCUGUUGAGGACUCCCAGGACUUGUACGCACCUCCGUCCCCAGGAGCAGAUUUGGGGCCCCUCGGGGGAGCAGCCUCUGGCCCCGGUCUAGGAGGAGACUCCCAAGGCCGCUUUUCCCUGGAGGACGACACCCAUUCCCAGUUACUCGACGCAGACGGCUUCCUUAACGUGGGGCCGCGGCCUGGUGCCCCUCGCUCCCACAAGAGACAGUUGAUCCUGGACAGCCUGGAUGAAAACGCGAUGGACGCCAACAUGGGGGAGCUGUUGGGGCUGUGCUCGGGGGUUUUUGGGACAGCGGAGAGCGGCUCGGAUAGGACGGGAGGCCUCGGAGCAUCACAGGAGGAUGAGCUGCUCGGGUUGUGCUCUGGAGCGUUUCCAGCAACACAAGCAGGAGAAGAGCAGCUGGAAACAGAGAAGAGUAGAGAGCGAGCGCAGGAUGAAGAGUCUGAUAACACCAUGGACCAGCUGCUGGGGCUGUGCUCAGGGAAGUUUCCCAGUCCAGGUUCUGCUCACACAGCUUCGCCGGCACAAGACAGUAAAAAGAAGCUGGAGGAGGAGGAGGAGCAGGACGAGGAGGAAGAGGAGGACUGUGAGUUCCGGCUCCUGUCAGAUGUGGAAAGUCACAGUGAACAGGAGGACAAUGAUGAGGAUGGCGAAGAGGAAAAUGAGGAGGAUGAAGAUGAAGAGGAGGACGAGGCAGAGGCUGGGGAGGAAGAGGAUAAUGAGGUAGAAGAGGAGGAGAUGCAGGGCGUCUUUGCACCCCACCGGGUUAAGAAGAAGAAGAAAAUGCGCAUGGCCGACUACCUGGAGUCAGAGGCUGAGCUGUCCGGCAGUGACAUGGGCAGCGACGAUGAGGACGGCGACAGAGGGAGUGAAUAUGAGGAAGAGGAGCUUCUCGAGGACCUUCCUUCUGAUGAAGAGCUGCAGGAUCAGGUCAACAAGAUCCACAUGAAGCAGAUAAUGGAUGAUGACAAGCGUCGUCUGAGGCUCUACCAGGAGCGUUACCUCGCUGACGGUGACCUGCACUCGGACGGCCCGGGACGAGCUCGCCGCUUCCGUUGGAAAAAUAUUGAUGAUGGUUUCAACAUGGACAGGACGGGGGCAGAUGGUGCAGAAGAGGAGGAUGAAGAUGACGACGUGGACCUGUCUGAGGUCCAAAGGAGGAAAGAGAGACUGGAGAGAGAACAGUGGCUCAGAGAACAGUCUGAGCAGAAAGCCAAGAAGGGGGAAGAUUUGGACGCAGAUGAUGAGAAGAUUGGAGAUGAAGACAGUCAGUUUAUGAAGCUCGCCAAGAAACUGACUGCCAAGACUCUGCAGAGGAAAGCAGAGCCUCCUGUGGCACCACAACCAGAAAAGAAGACAACAUCAGCUCUCAACCCUUUCCAGAGACCCUUGCAGCCUUCACAGGUGAGGAGAGGAUCACUGCUGAGUCAACCUCAAUCCGUCCUACAGAAGUUGGCUUCGAUCUCAGAGGGGAAUCCUCUGGCCCCCAGAAACAGCCGAGGAUUCCUGUUUCAAACUCUGUCUCCUGAGAAGGACAAGUCCUCCUCAGACGCUCCCCAGAAACAGACGAUGAAGAAGAGGGGUCCGGUGGAGGCAGUGAACCCAGCUGCAAAGAGGCUCUGCAGGGAAAACAGACCUGCAGGACAGACUAAAGGCCCCCAGAGGAGCAUCUUCAACUUCCUGGACCACUGAACUGUCUCGAUACACUAACUGAGUGAUCAUCUUCAUCAAGCUGGGCAGCUAAUAACUGAUAAAUGGCAUAAAAUUACCAACCACAUCCAGUAUUUUACCUGACAGUACAACAAAUGACGGUGGUAAAAUGAUGAUUACUUGCCACAAUGGCUGAGAGACGUCAACUAUGAAACACUGAUUUUUGUCCGCGUGUUUUCAUGUUUACAUUGCCCUCAAAUGACAAACUAAAGCACACCACUGAAGCGUCUCUUGAUGUUUUGUUUUUGUCUUACUCAUGCUUGCUUUCACUGAUUUUUGUGUGGCGUCAGAGGCUUUCAUCUGUCACACCUGACUUGACAUAAUUUGGACUUAAUGACAGGUCCAUUUAAAAAUGUUUUAUCAUGUAAAUAGGAUUUGAUUUUUGUUUUUAAUGGUU